Molecule: messenger RNA, 1329 nt
Organism: Penicillium angulare
Lineage: Eukaryota; Fungi; Ascomycota; Eurotiomycetes; Eurotiales; Aspergillaceae
Exons: 1
Coding region: 1-1329 (442 amino acids)
Source: RefSeq, a predicted model, not a curated record
AUGACUGAUUCUCCAGUGGACGACUUACUUUCUCCUUCUUUCGCAUCUGUGCUUGGCUUCGACGAGCCUGACGACGCGACCUUAGAGAAUCUUCCAUUCUUCGAAGAACGCGAUCACUGCGCGCUUACCCUGGAUUCAUCCGAGUCACUCGAAUCUAAGACAAGCUCCGAGUCACUUGAUGGACAUGACAGCGGGAAACGACCAACGUGCCUCCGGCUUGAGCUGGAUGCUGCCAAGGACGAGACUCGCGCACUUGAUGGACCUGCAGAAUAUCCUAUUCCACAAAGUUCACCUGAUUCAAACAAUGGCGUUGAUAGCGUCCAGGGGGAAAGUCCUCUUCACAAGGUGGAGCAGAUACAUACUUGCUCUGCUCUAAAAGAACCAACAUUGAUGCUCGACGCGCCCGAAGACAGUGCCCAGGUCAACCAGUCAACUGAAGAGAAGGCAACGGGUCCAAUCCCGAGCCACGCUUUCUCUGCCUCAGAUCAGUCCCAGCCUGUUCCGCCAACUACUCCAGUGCGAGACGACCGUCGGACUGUCAGAUUUUUCCCUCCCGGAUCCCCUCGGUAUCGGCCAUCUCAUUCAAUACUGCACAGCCUUUCAUCAGUGGAGCGCAAACAGGAUAAUCCCUCUCUACACCGACAGCAAAAGCAACAGGAUAAAUGGAAAAGUUCCUAUCGUACCCUUGGCCAACGAAGCCCUCCAUCUCGCAGCCCCACCAAGGUGAACCCAUCCAGCUCAAAACGGCAACCGGAAAUUCGCUUUUCAUCCAUGUCCAAAGUUCCCUUUUGUCAAGAUGCUAGCAUUACCACUUCCACUCAGGAGAAUGAACAUACGCCAGCCUCGGAGGUAGACACUGUGAAAUGUCAAACCCCUGCGAGCAAAAGAGAUACGCCACAUGGACGAGUUUAUGAUCUUGUUGUUUUCAACAUCGGAAUAUACCGAUCGCGAUAUCCCCAAAGACUGGCGAAUGGGUCUCGCUGGGGGUUUUGCAAAAUUCGAAUGUGCCCUACGUUCAUACCGGCGCGCAGUUUGACUGAGGAAGCCGAAGAGACCAAACAGAUCAUUUGCCGCCUACAGGCCGAGGACUUGCUUCUCCAUUUUGUCGUCGUUGUGCCGAAUUUCGUUGUGCACAUUCCCCUUGCUGCCCUCGCCAAGGCUGGUCGACUGGCAAGUUCGCGUGCGGGGCUGUCGUUCCUUGAUAUCAUUAGAGUUGCUUGGUCUCUUGUCGCGGCAUUCAUCAACUUAGUAAUGCGCGCAAUCUGGGGCAUGGAAUUCGGCUACCAUGGAACAAUCGAGACCGAAUACCCUGAUCAAGCUUGCCAGUGA